Eimeria mitis is the source of this 915-nucleotide messenger RNA. RefSeq lists its product as uncharacterized. Gene Ontology annotation, biological process: protein polyubiquitination; protein monoubiquitination. The record is from RefSeq and is a predicted model, not a curated record. Gene Ontology annotation, molecular function: ubiquitin protein ligase activity. The transcript is spliced from 3 exons. The coding region runs from base 1 to 915 and encodes 304 amino acids. NCBI's taxonomy places the organism in Eukaryota, Apicomplexa, Conoidasida, Eucoccidiorida, Eimeriidae.
AUGCAGAGUCUGAAGGGCAGACCAGCGCCCCGCCGCAGCGGCGAAAACCUGCUCCUUACUCGGAGCAGCGCCGAGCGCGUACAGCUCGCCAACGGUCCGCGGAAGGGUCUGAUGACGGCCAGCAGGGUGCUGCUCUAUCCCCCAGCGAGUCUCCUACCUCCAGUGGGCCUGAGGAGCUGCAGGCGGUACUGCCGAGAUAUGCUGCACCCACAACACCCACUGAGGGAGAGACCACAACCACCCCUUCUGCCCCGGGAAGCAGCGGGCCUCCAGACGAAGCAGCACGCCGAAGGCCACCGUUUCCGCAGCAGCAGCAGCAGGAACAAGAACGACAACAGCAAGAACAACAACAACAACAACAACGACGACGAGAACAACAGCAACAACAAGAACGAGAACAACAACAACAACAGGAACAACGGCAACAAGGACAACAACAACAACAAGGACAACAACAGCAGCAACAGCAGGAGCAGCAGCCGCAACAACAGCAACAGCAACAGCAACAACAACAGCAACAGCAACAAGAACAGCAGCAGCAGCAGCCGCAACGCCGAACACCCUUCCGCCCCCGUCCCAUAUCUGCUGCCCUUACUAAUGGAGGAGUACGCCGUUUUCUCAGUUAAGUUAGAGGCAGAGGAGCCUGCUGCACCUAGUGCUGCUGCUCGCGGUCCUACUGCUCGUCGUCCUUCUUCUCGGCCUUCCGCACACAGCAGAGCCCACCAGCAGGAGGGAACCCCCAGGAGGCCUCCAGAUACGGGCGAUCAGCAACGGGUGUAUAACCUCUUUCACGGGGGUGUAGGCGUGCCGCCGCCAGCUUCGAGUGCCGCCCAGGAGACUCCGCAGGCUCCAGGGUCCCCGCAAGACCCUGAUGAAAGGAAAGAUGCUGACGAGGAUACGGAGAAAGCCAGCUAA